This is a messenger RNA of Quercus robur (English oak), 1793 nucleotides long. RefSeq lists its product as uncharacterized. Bases 334 to 1458 code for a protein of 374 amino acids. Lineage: Eukaryota; Viridiplantae; Streptophyta; Magnoliopsida; Fagales; Fagaceae. The transcript is spliced from 3 exons. The record is from RefSeq and is a predicted model, not a curated record.
AAGUAGUAAUAUUUUAGAAUUAGAAUUAAAUGAGAAUUGAAGGUCAUCUUUUGAGAGAGAGGUUGCCGGAAAACUUGGAAGCGGAUCGAGAAGAAGAGGAAGAUGAUGAAGAAGAAGAUGUUUGUUUGAGCAGUGAGAUUUAUUUAUUUAUUUGCUUGCUGCUGGGUUUCUUUUCCUCCCAAUCACAACAUACAUUAUUAAUCCUGAUUUCUUAGUUCUAUUUUGAUAUGAUCCGCUAGUGCUAGCUAGUAGCAUAUAUUAUUUUGGGUUUAAUGAUUAUGAGAUGAAGAAGAAUUGAUUAGGUGAAAGAGUUGUGAGUGGGAGAUUUGAGAUAUGGAGAUGGAGAUGGAGAAUGGAAAUAAUAAUAAUAUGUUAGAAUAUGAAAAGAAGUUAGGUGUAGAUGUAGAUGUAGAUGUAGAUCAAAGAGGAGAGUCUCCUUCUCCUGCUGUUGCUGGUUGCAUUCAACACCCAGUUUCCAAGAUGGACACUUUGGCUGGCAUUGCCAUCAAGUACGGGGUUGAGGUUUCCGACAUAAAAAAGAUGAAUGGUUUGGUUACAGAUCUUCAAAUGUUUGCUCUCAAAUCUCUUCAGAUUCCUCUACCGGGAAGGCAUCCUCCGUCUCCAUGUUUAUCCAAUGGCCAUGGGAUUGGGCAAGGCAGUUCGAACCACACCCCACCUCGCCGUGUGUGCCGUGAACUGUUUGAUCCAUUCCAGACCCUAAAAGUAAAGUCUCCCCAGUGGAAGGUCUCUCCAGCCAUGAGUUCUUUACAAGGUUACUAUGGGCUUAAAACAACAGAUCAAAAAUCAACAGCUGAAGGUUUUGAAAUGGCAGUCUACAGAAAAGGAGGUUCUCAUUAUUUAGAAGAUGGGCCAUUUCCCAGUGCCUCACUAAUUUCCAACCCAUCUUUGAGCCAUCAUCGAAAAUCUAAAAGCUUGGUUACUGCUUUAUUGGAUGAGAAUGGUGUAAUAGCAGGCAUUGUGCCUGUUGCAGAAGCUAGGGAUGGUGACUCUGAUAGAUGGAGUGAGAAACUAGUCAGAAGGCAUCAGAAAUCCGAAGCUGACUUCACUUCCAACACACCAGAAAUGCUGUUGGAGAAUAACAGCAACAGUGGUGGGUUUUCUGCAAUAACGGGGAAAGGCUUAGCUUUGAGACCUAAAGCAGCAAACCGAACUACUUCAAUUAGUGAUGCUGAAGCAAGUGGGUUGAUUCCUAUACCAAUUGGUCUGGGGGAUUCUGUGAUGACUGAGGGCUUAUCUGGGGUUAGGAAGUCAUCAAGCACAUCAAGUUUGCAGGAACAGGACAACAAUAGUUCUUCAUCCAUCUGGAGUAGUACAAGGUGGAGUCUGAAGCCAGAUUUGCAGAGCCUUUCAACUGCAACCAUUACAAAACCGAUCUUUGAUGGCUUACCAAAGCCCAAGCCAAUAAUAGGUCGAAGAAACAAAGCUGCGCUUGACUAAUUCACGUAAUUUUCACUCAGGCCUUUUGAUGGGUAAAUAGAGAGACAGAGAGAAGAUAGAAAAAGUUAAAUAAGCCAAUUAAUUAAUCACAAUGUUGCAUCCAUUUUCUGUUUUCUGGAGAUGUUACAUGUCUAUUAAGGAGGCUAACAUGUAGAGCAAAGAAAUGGGCAUUAAAGAAGGAACUGUAUGUGUUUGGUUUGGAAGCAUCCCCUUCUUACGUCUUGUGUAAAGAUUUUUGCUAGAGGAUUAUCUAUAUAUAGAAUGUAUAUUAGAUUUUAGAUAUCCUCCAAUUGGAGUAAAAAAAAUUGUUUAUACAUGUAUUCUUAUAUUGUUUA